CGCGCGCACCAGCCGACAGCCCGACUACCCGGCCCCCCAGAAGGUGACAGACAGGGGCUAACACCAACGGCUGGCACAGCGGACAGGAUGGUGCAGCGUGGCGGCGUCGUGGCAAUCGUGGCUGCCCUGCUCGUCGUGCAGGCGCACGGCCAGUUCGACAUGGGCACGUUCAAAGUGGUGGCCGGUCGAACAUCGCGCGACAUGGCAACGACCUCGACGGCCGAGGAGCCGCCGGCGCCGACUGGACAGCCGACGGAGGUGCCGCAGGAGCCGGCCACGGCCACCGAGCCGGGCUCGGCCACUGUCGAGCUGCGCUCCACCACACGCACCAGUCAGCUGGCCACGGUGGAGGAUACCCCGGCCGCCCUGCGCACCAACGACGAGCUGGUGAGCAGCGAGCGACCUAGCGGGGGAUAA
Molecule: messenger RNA, 417 nt
Organism: Pollicipes pollicipes
Lineage: Eukaryota; Metazoa; Arthropoda; Thecostraca; Pollicipedomorpha; Pollicipedidae
Exons: 3
Coding region: 88-417 (109 amino acids)
Source: RefSeq, a predicted model, not a curated record